GCCAUAUGGAGUCUAGGGCCGCAGGAUAUAUCCAAUUUUAAUGGUAAGGCUACCUAUACGGAGUUACGAGGCUGAAUUAGGGUGCUUUGGAGUUAUAAAAGCAAGGGAUAUCCUCUGUUGGAGUAGAUCAGUAACUAUCUCCAGAGUAUCACUCAUGUUCAUACUUUUAUACCCGGGUUUAUACUUGAAAUAUUUACACCACCAACCAAUCCUAAAAGAUGAAGAGAGAGAUAAACGUUUACUGGAAUAUCGAGAAUACUAUGACCACCCAGAGUCUGGUUGAUUUAUAUCAAGUCCCCAAUGACAAGAACGACCUGAACGAAAAGCUGUCGACCCUGGAAUAUCAGGCCACCAACAUCCUCUCCAAGGCACGCAAUGCAUUUAAUCAGCAGCAAAUCCUCGAAUUAACACGGAUGGAACGAGAUACUCUGCGAAAGUUCCUUUUUAUAAAGAAAUACCGCCACUCGGAAUUCCACCAUCGAUAUAACCAUAAUCCCACCCAGAAAUAUAAUAUAAGUGACCACCAUCGAAUGACCGAAUACAUGAAAAGAAAACACCUCCAACACCCUGAAGAUAUCUGGUUCGAUAACCUUCGCGGAUUACUAGAUCUGGAUCUGGAAGAUUCCGACUGGGGAAGAAAGAUCAUGAAUAAUAUCUAUCCUGAUGAUGCAGCUUUCUUCAUUAUUCAAGUCCAGGGGAGUUUCAUGGCUUUCUGUACGCCCGAAUCAGUGGAUGAUGAGUUUGUCAUGACUCGAAAUGCACAUAUUGCUGAGGGACAGGAAUAUCACAGCUUUUUCCCAAUAUCGCCACGGCUGAUGAUUAUCCUGCGGAGUAAUCUGCUGCGAGAUGCAUCUAUCCAGAAGAGAUCUAUACUUGACGAUCUCCCCAUCCAGGUCAGCCGUAGUUCAUACACAGCACAUGUCGACUGGAAGCCUCUUUCGGAGCAUCGUUUCUUCUUUUCUUGUUUCAAGCUAUCGCCAACACACGUUUCUAUCAUAAAUCAACUUUUGCGAAAUGAACAUACGACAUCUAUUAUACACGAUUCAACAUAUACGAAAGCAUCUGCAACGUAUUUACGAGAAGAUAGAGGAAGGCGCCAUUCCUCAAAUAAAGGGAGACUAUAUGAGCAGAGGGUUAAGAAGAAUACCCCCAGUCCUGGAAGAAGUAGAAGAGGGAAGAAGUCAUCGAAGCUCCAUAUGGCACAGUAUGUGGCUAUCAAGGUUGGGAGUCAACUUAUCCAAAAGAGGCAUAUGCUUCAACUAUAUCAACUCUUCAGACCCGAAGCCGCGAUAAAAUCACUCUGGCACGACAUCGACCAAGCCAGCAAGAUGGUUCUGAUGAGGAUAAAAACCGACGUCGCUCUCCAUAAUUCUUCUCUGUCAUACACUGAAAAAGAAACUGUCAAACUGAAUAGACAGAAGCUAUUUAUGAAUCUGCCUGCUGAGCGGGUUUGGCUGUAUCUCAAGAUCUGUCGGAAUAUGUCCAAGUUUGACAAGGACGAUUUCAAGAUGCAGAUUUCUGCUUUGGAGAUUGAAGGGAUUGAGGAUGGAUAUGCAAAGUUAAUUGGCGAUUCUCCAAAGCAGGAAUUGAUUCGGGACAUGUAUCUCCAUGCUACGACUUAAUCUAUAUAACACUAUAUAAUCUACUCUACAAAUGCACCUUUUGAAUAUGCUUCAAUCUCCUCAUCCCAUACCGCGUAAUCCCCAACGUCCCAACCACACAGCACAAAGUCAACACUCCAAAUGCCAUCUCACUCUCCUCCGAGUAAUUGACGACAUUCAUACCGUACA
This is a messenger RNA of Aspergillus wentii DTO 134E9, 1790 nucleotides long. RefSeq lists its product as uncharacterized. The record is from RefSeq and is a predicted model, not a curated record. Lineage: Eukaryota; Fungi; Ascomycota; Eurotiomycetes; Eurotiales; Aspergillaceae. The transcript has 3 exons. The coding region runs from base 219 to 1622 and encodes 467 amino acids.